AUGGAGGACCUACUACUCAAUGGCACCGAGCGCAUCUGCGUUGACGGGGAUGUCAAAUUAAUUCCCACGCCCACCAAUUCUCCAAAUGAUCCAAUGAACUGGAGCACCUGGAGACGGUACUGGCAUUCAUUUUUGGUCCUUGUAUUUGUCGCUCUGACCGCGGCAACCGCCAACGAUGCCGGCAACGCUGGCAACGGCAUGAACGCUGAACUGGGUAUCACGUGGAACCAGAUCAAUACUGCCGCAGGCGUCUUGUUUGUCGGCAUUGGAUAUACCACAUUGCUCCUCGGCCCAGCCCCUUUCUUGUAUGGAAGACGAAUCUCCUAUCUGAUUUGUCUGAUAUUUUCCAUCGUUGGCGCCAUCGGGCUUGCCCGCACCCAAAAUGUUGGAGACAACAUCUGGAGCCAACUUUUCGUGGGCGCCUCUGAAUCCUGCGCGGAGGCACUUGCCCAGCUGUCUCUUUCAGAUCUGUUCUUUCAGCAUCAAAGAGGUCUGGUACUCGGAUUAUAUAUUCUUGCCACGAGUGUCGGUACAUUCAUGGGGCCCAUGAUCUCUAGCUUUAUCACCAACUCUCCCCUGGGAUGGAGAUGGGUAGGCUGGCUUGCUGCCAUCAUAUCCGGGGGCUUGAUCUUCGUCUUUUAUUUCACAUUGGAAGAAACAUUCUUCGAUCGCAACAACCCUAUUCAUGGACAUGAUGCCCCUGCUAGCAAGACUGAGGGCACAUCCAAGGACACCUUAGAUAAAAAAGACAACCCGAUCGCGAGCGUGCAGCCGAUACCCUCCGACAGUGGACUCGACGAAGAAUGCGGGCGAGAAAAAGGAAAGACAUAUUUCCAGCGUAUCGCCCUAAUCACCCCAUCGCCAACCCUGGUCGGGACGGGCUUCAAGCAGUAUUUCCGUCGCCUGUUGCACACACUGCGCGUCUUCACCUUUCCGGCAGUCAUCUACUCGGGUCUUCAAUGGGGCGCCCAAGACGCCUGGCUGACCUUCUACCUCACCGUUGAAGCGGACAAUUGGUAUGGGCCACCAUGGAACUACACCGACGCCGCAGUGGGUAUCAUGAACGUGCCGACGCUGAUUGGGUCGGUCCUCGGCUGCAUUUACGGUGGAUGGUUCUCCGACUUCUUCGUGAUGUGGAUGGCCAAGCGAAACAAUGGCAUCUUCGAGGCUGAGCAGCGUCUCUGGCUCUUGUUGCCUGUUGCGUUUGUCGGUCCUGCUGGUCUCAUGCUAUUCGGGAUCGGCUCGGAUAAAGGCUGGGAUUGGCAUCUGCCGUAUCUUGGUCUGGGAUUCAUUGGUUUCGGCUGGGGUUGUGCGGGCGAUCUUAGCAUGGCAUAUCUCAUGGAUGCGUACCCGGAUAUGGUGCUGGAGGGUAUGGUCGGUGUAUCUGUCAUCAACAACACUAUUGGUUGUAUCUUCACAUUCACCGCUCAGAGUUGGUUGGAUGCGCAGAGCCUCGCGCAGGUCUUCAUUGCGAUUGGCGUCUUGAGCUUCUGUUUCAUUAUGACUACUGUUCCGAUGAUGUACUGGGGCAAGAAGUGUCGGCAGAUGACUCGGAAGCAAUAUGAGGCAUUCCUACUGCUUCGUGAUGGACCUUCUAGUUGA
Messenger RNA from Penicillium robsamsonii, 1602 nucleotides. Its product is annotated as Major facilitator superfamily domain general substrate transporter. NCBI's taxonomy places the organism in Eukaryota, Fungi, Ascomycota, Eurotiomycetes, Eurotiales, Aspergillaceae. Gene Ontology annotation, biological process: transmembrane transport. The transcript has a single exon. The coding region runs from base 1 to 1602 and encodes 533 amino acids. The record is from RefSeq and is a predicted model, not a curated record. Gene Ontology annotation, molecular function: transmembrane transporter activity.